This is a messenger RNA of Coccomyxa subellipsoidea C-169, 3921 nucleotides long. RefSeq lists its product as hypothetical. The record is from RefSeq and is a predicted model, not a curated record. The transcript is spliced from 24 exons. Gene Ontology annotation, biological process: glutathione metabolic process. Gene Ontology annotation, molecular function: 5-oxoprolinase (ATP-hydrolyzing) activity. Lineage: Eukaryota; Viridiplantae; Chlorophyta; Trebouxiophyceae; Coccomyxaceae. The coding region runs from base 1 to 3921 and encodes 1306 amino acids. Gene Ontology annotation, cellular component: cytosol.
AUGGCGGAAGUGCACCGAGAUCUGUCGUUCAGCAUCGACAGAGGUGGCACAUUUACUGACGUAUUUGCAGAGGUAGAACAUUCUGCUGACUUCUUAGUACUGAAGCUGCUGUCAGAGGACCCUGCAAACUACAAGGAUGCCCCUCGAGAGGGUAUCCGGCGGGUACUUGAGGAGGUUACAGGGCAGCCCCACCCGAGGGAUAAACCGCUGGACACCUCACGCAUCAUCUCCAUUCGGAUGGGCACCACUCGGAAGGGGGAGCCAUGCUGCCUGGUUACGACAAAGGGCUUUCAUGACCUUUUGCACAUUGGCAACCAGAGCAGGCCGGCAAUCUUUGACCUGGAGAUCAGUGUGCCUGAUGUGCUGUACUCCCAGGUUGUCGAACGCGACUCAGAGCAGUACCCGCCUGGGGGGCCCUGCAGAAAAGGGGUCACAGGGGAGGUUGUCUGCAUCCGGCAAGAACCAGACUUGGAAGCUGUGCGCAGGAAUCUCAAAGCUGUCCUGAAUGGCGGCAUAAAGAGCUUGGCAGUGGUGUUCAAGCAUGCAGCCAUCUUUCCAGACCAUGAGGCAGCUGUCGGUAGAGUAGCACGCGAGCUCGGUUUCGAGCAGGUACUGUCGAAGUCUUUGCUCUGUACUCAUAUGGUCCCCAGAGGCUUCACUGCAACUGCAGAUGCCUACCUCACACCUCAUAUCAUGAGGUACAUUCAAGCAUUCCAGUCCGGGUUUGAUGAAGGGCUGAAGGACGUGCAGCUGUCCUUCAUGCAGUCUGACGGAGGCCUCUCUCCAGUGUCUUCCUUCUGCGGCCACAAGGCUGUCCUGUCAGGACCAGCUGGCGGGUAUGUUGGGUAUGCCUUGACCACGCAGUGGGAGGGGCAGGAAGCUGCAAAGCUGCAAAUGAUCGGCUUUGACAUGGGAGGCACGUCCACAGAUGUGUCGCGCUUUGCCGGUUCAUAUGAGCAUGUUUUUGAGAGCACCACAGCAGGUGUGACUAUCCAGGCUCCACAGCUGGACAUCAACACCGUGGCAGCCGGCGGCGGCUCCCGGCUGUUCUUCAGGACAGGCGUAUUUCAGGUGGGCCCAGAGUCGUCAGGCGCGCACCCGGGCCCGGUGUGCUAUCGCAAGGGCGGCUAUGCGGCCAUAACAGACGCCAACCUGGUUCUGGGCCGCAUCAUGCCGGACUUCUUCCCCAACAUCUUUGGCCCAAACGAGGACCAGCCGCUGGAUGCUGACGCUGCUAGGAAGGCCCUGGAAGAUUUGACGCGGCAGGUCAAUGAAGGGUCGCCUGGGCAGCCGGCCAAGUCUGUCGAUGAGGUGGCGAUGGGAUUUGUGCGUGUGGCGAAUGAGACGAUGUGUCGGCCGAUUCGCGCGCUGACGCAGAUGAAGGGCUAUGACGUGGCGCAGCACUGCCUCGCCUGUUUUGGCGGCGCGGGCGGCCAGCAUGCAUGCGCGAUCGCGCAGAACCUUGGCAUGCGCACCAUCUUUGUUCAGCGCUAUGCCGGGGUCCUCAGCGCCGUCGGCAUCGGCCUCGCCGAUGUGGUUGCAGAGGAGCAGGAACCUUCAGCAGACAAGCUCGAUCCGAGCAGCGCAGGGGACUUGGAAGGGAAACUGGAUAUUCUGCAGCAAAAGGCUGUCAAGAGGCUUCUCAAUCAGAGCUUCACUGAAGACCAGAUUGCAGUGGAGCGGUUCUUGAACCUGCGGUAUGACGGCACGGAUGUGGGUGUGAUGACCACCUGCUCAGAGGAAGGCAAUUAUACAGAGGCGUUUGAAAGCGCCUACAAGCGCGAAUUUGGGUUCAUCCUCGAGGGGCGCGGCAUUGCGGUAGAUGAUGUGCGAGUGCGGGCCACGGGCAAGGCUGUACCACUGCCAAAGCCUGGGGACAUCACAGGGGAACCUGGGCCGCUGCCGGCUCCUGCAAGGGUCACCUCGGCAUACUUUGAGGUGGGAGGACGUCAGGACACACCGGCAUACGUGCUCCAGGACUUGCAGCCUGGCCAUGUCAUCACGGGUCCUGCUGUCCUCAUUGAUGACAUCAGCACCGUCGUGGUGGAGCCCUGCUGCUCCGCGCACAUCACAGCCGGGCGAGACAUACUGAUACAGGUUGCGCACUCACAUCUCUGCAUGGAAGCGGCUGGUCCAAAAAAACCCCUCACAGAGUGUGACCCCAUCCAGCUGGCAAUCUUCUCCCACAGGUUCAUGGGCAUUGCGGAGCAGAUGGGCCGCGUGCUGCAGCGCACCAGCAUCAGCGUGAACAUAAAGGAGCGCCUGGACUUCAGCUGCGCGCUGUUCGGCCCCGACGGCUCCCUGGUGGCCAACGCCCCCCACCUGCCUGUCCACCUCGGCGCCAUGUCAGAGGCCAUCCGCUACCAGGUCCGCAGCCUGAUGCUCAAGACGAAGGCGGGGCUGAAGCCGGGGGACGUGCUGGCCUCCAACCACCCGCAGCUGGCCGGGGGGUCCCACCUACCGGACAUCACAGUCAUCACGCCAGUCUUCAGCGAUGCGAAGAUCCAGUUCUUUGUGGCAUCACGUGGGCACCAUGCGGACGUGGGAGGGAUCACCCCCGGAUCCAUGCCCCCCAACAGCCACAGCCUGGUCGAGGAGGGCGCCGCCAUCCUCUCCUUCAAGCUCGUGCAGGGCGGGCAGUUCCAGACAGAGGGGAUCACGGACAUACUGAUGGCCCCGGGGCGCUUGGGUGACUCGAUUCCGGGCAUCAGCGGCACGCGCAACCUCAGCGACAACCUGUCGGACCUCAAGGCGCAGGUGGCCGCCAACUACCGGGGCAUCUCCCUUGUGGAGGAGCUCAUUGCAGAAUAUGGCCUGCCCACUGUCAUCGCCUACAUGCACCACAUCCAGGCAAACGCGGAGGAUGCGGUGAGGCAGAUGCUGAUCGCAUUUUCGGAGGAGCAGCAGCUGCCGGAGGUCGGCACUGUCACAGCCGAGGACCAAAUGGACGAUGGCACUCCCAUCAGACUGGCGGUCACGAUUGACAGGCGGGAGGGCAGCGCAGUGUUUGAUUUCGAGGGGACAGGGCCGCAGGUAUUUGGCAACACGAACGCUCCCCCGGCAGUCACCUACAGCGCCAUCAUCUACUCCCUAAGGUGCAUGGUGCACCAGGACAUCCCUCUCAACCAGGGCUGCCUGAAGCCGAUAACAGUGCGCAUUCCGCCCAACACAAUUCUGAGCCCCUCCCCGACCGCAGCGGUCGUGGGCGGCAAUGUGCUGACCAGCCAGAGAGUGACGGACGUUGUUCUCAAGGCCUUUAAUGCAGCUGCUGCCUCCCAGGGGUGCAUGAACAACCUGACGUUUGGGGACGCGGGCAUGGGAUACUACGAGACAAUUGCGGGCGGCGCUGGAGCGGGCCCCGGCUGGCACGGGCGCUCGGGGGUGCACACGCACAUGACCAACACGCGCAUCACCGACCCAGAGAUCUUGGAGCGCCGCUACCCGGUCGUGCUCCACCAGUUCUCGCUGCGCCCCGGCUCCGGCGGCGCCGGCCACUGGCGCGGCGGCGACGGCGUCGUGCGUGAGAUCGAGUUCCUGCGGCCGAUGACGGCGUGCAUACUGUCGGAGCGGCGCGCGGUGCGGCCGUUUGGCAUCCUGGGCGGGGGCUCAGCGCUGGCCGGCAUCAACCUGCUGCUCACCAGCGACGGCCGCACCGUCAACCUGGGCGGCAAAAACAACGUGGAGCUUGCCGCCGGAGAGCGGCUCCGCAUCCUCACUCCAGGUGCGCGCAUCUCAAUCCUGGCUUGCCGGGAACGAGCCUUGCCCUUGGGCCCUGCUUUACUAGAUCACCCCCAGCUACUCUGGCUGCAAAAUCUGCAAUUGGAGGUCAGCCCUGAACACAAUUUUGCGCAUGGCCGUGUGAUAUGCGCAAAGGAAUCAGCGGUGGCAGGGAAGCAGAGCAGUGGAAAGAUAAGAAAAUGA